AGCAGAGAGAUCCUCAGGAUAUCUUUAGCCAAAAGAAAAGCUCUGCCUUCCCACCCAGUGCAGAAGCUGAAACGUAUCAGAAGGCGAGAGCCUGUCUGCAGGCGCAAGCUCCAUCUUCCGGGAGCAGGGGAACCCCGAGGGCAGCAGCGGCCGAGCCAGCGUGGUACCAUCGCUUGGAGGAGGGCUUCCCCACUCCGCCCUGAAAUCCGGAAAGAGUCGGCGGAGUUCCAGCCGCAGAGGAGCAGCGGAGCAAGCGCGAGCGUGGUGCAGCGGACAGGGAAGGGGUUGCGCUCAGCCACAUGAAGCCUGCGGUGGAGCGGUGGCUCGUGUGCAGCACGCCGGUCGGGACUGACGCCAGCUCGUUCCCAGGGAGCCACUGACUCCCACGGGGCCCCCCUCGUGGUUCCUGGACCAAACAUCUUCUGGGGUCCCUGGUCCUCCCGAGCAUCCAGAAUGCUGUUCCUGAAGUUCCUCUGCAUGGGUUUCUUCUGCCACCUGUGUCAGGGCUACUUCGAUGGCCCGCUCUACCCCGAGAUGUCCAACGGAACGCUGCACCACUACUUCGUGCCCGACGGGGACUACGAGGAGAACGACGACCCCGAGAAGUGCCAGCUGCUCUUCAGGGUGAGUGACCGCAGGCGCUGCUCCCAGGGGGAGGGGAGCCAGGCCGGCCGCCUGCUGAGCCUCACCCUCCGGGAGGAGUUCACGGUUCUGGGCCGCCAGGUGGAGGAUGCUGGGCGUGUCCUGGAGGGCAUCAGUAAGAGCAUCUCCUACGACCUGGACGGGGAGGAGAGCUACGGCAAGUACCUGCGCCGGGAGUCGCACCAGAUCGGGGACGCCUACUCCAACUCCGACAAGUCCCUCACGGAGCUGGAGAGCAAGUUCAAGCAGGGCCAGGAGCAGGACAGCCGGCAGGAGGGCCGGCUCAACGAGGAUUUCCUGGGGAUGCUGGUCCACACCAGGUCCCUGCUGAAGGAAACGCUGGACAUCUCCGCGGGGCUCAGGGACAAGUACGAGCUGCUGGCCCUCACCAUCAGGAGCCACGGGACCCGGCUGGGGCGGCUGAAAAACGAUUAUCUGAAAGUAUAAGUGGAGGGCGCAAAGGCCAGGGUGAGAGGCAGUCAGCCCUGUGGGAGGGAGGGAGAAGCAGACGGGCUGACUGUUCCCUGGGCUUAGGUUUCAUAUCCAGAUUUGCACUUUGAGAAUGAAUCUGAGUCAUCUUUAAAAAGAAAGAACAAGCUGAGAGUUAAGUGGUUUAUUUUGGUACAUUAUUUAUGUCAUUGUUCUUGAUCUGUCACCUGCGAAGGACUUAAAGCAAUGCCUCCUGCCUUUUCUAAAUGGCUUGACAACUCUGCAGAGAUAGCUGUUUGAACCACAUCUAAAGCGGCCCAGUCUGUGUGGUAGGGACUGGUGGGACCUCUCCAUCCUGGAGACGAUGGGGAAAUACCCAGGAGCAGCUCUCCUGCCUUUAGCCUCCUGUCUUGGGCUGCAAAGUUGUCAGAGCUGCCUGUUUUUCAAGUGAAGUUCAAGGUGCUGCUGUGCACGCUGGCCAGCCUGGGAAGUGUUUUGUUUCUUCUCUUCUGUCUUAUUUAUUAACGAUGGUCUGCAAGGUAUUAUUUUUAUUAAGAGUAUUGGCAAGAAACUAUAUGCAAAUCAUCCUUCACAGGGAGAUUACAAGGUGGCCCUGAGGUGUGUGCAUUGCUGGGGCCACAUUGAGAAGGUCACGCUUUGUAGUGGUGCAUGCACGCU
Messenger RNA from Tupaia belangeri chinensis (Chinese tree shrew), 1749 nucleotides. It is a transcript of the gene FIBIN, whose product is annotated as fin bud initiation factor homolog. The transcript has a single exon. Lineage: Eukaryota; Metazoa; Chordata; Mammalia; Scandentia; Tupaiidae. The record is from RefSeq and is a predicted model, not a curated record. The coding region runs from base 454 to 1089 and encodes 211 amino acids.